Messenger RNA from Camellia sinensis, 2365 nucleotides. The record is from RefSeq and is a predicted model, not a curated record. NCBI's taxonomy places the organism in Eukaryota, Viridiplantae, Streptophyta, Magnoliopsida, Ericales, Theaceae.
UCUAUCUGUAUAGAGAGAGAAAACAAAACAAAACCAAUCCAACCCAAGCCAAGCCAAGCCAAGCCAAAUCCUCGCUCUUGAAAUCAUUUCAUAUUCAUUCACAACAUUUGGAAAUGGGGCGUAAACUUCAAGCACCACCACCGCCGCCGCCACCAUCGGCGUCGCCGGAAUCCACCUACCCAGCACCACCGCCGUCUUCAUCCGCCAUGUCCGGCGAAGAACGAGUCUCCGUGGAUCGGCGUACGGACUACUCUGUGGUGUGCAAAUGGACGAUCCCGAACUUGGAAAGAACGAAAUCAAAGGCAGUGUAUAGUCCUUACUUGGAAGUCGGAACAUCAGGUAUCGAUUGUCGUCUUGUGGUGUACCCUAGAGGCCAUUCUGAUGCUCUACCUGGUUCUCUCUCUCUCUACCUUCAUCUUAUCGACCCUCCUCGCACUUCCAAAUUGGGUUGUUUCACUUACUACAAACUCUCUAUUCUCAACUCUCUCGAUGAAUCCAAGUCUCUGCAUAGAGAUUCCUACUGUCGAUUCACUUCUAAGAGGAAGUCUCAUGGUUGGUCUGACUUCACUCUCUCUUCAACGGUCCUCGAUCCCCAAUUAGGGUUUAUCUCCAACAAUUUUCUCUUCAUUCUCGCUGAUAUUCGAGUUUUGAAUGAAUCAACCUCGUUUGUACCGGAUACCAAUGAAUCAAAGUUGGCAUCCUCGAGUGUAAGUGUUAGUAGUGGGCAAUUCACUUGGACUAUAAAGAAUUUUGGUUUGUUUAGGGAAAUGAUUAAGACUCAUAAGCUAUUGAGCCCUUCGUUCCCGGUGGAGGAAUGUAAUCUUCGGAUUUCUGUUCAUGGGUAUGUGGCCGAUAAGGUUGAGUAUUUGUAUCUUUGUUUAGAUAGUAAAGAGAUGGAGAAUUUGACUGGUUUUGAAUAUAGGAGCUGUUGGUGCAUGUUUAGAAUGUCAGUGUUGAAUCAUAAAUCAGGUUCCAAGAGCAUUCAUAGGGACUUACAUGGGCGGUUUGGCACAGGCGUCAAUUUCGAGGACACUACGUAUAUUGGCUGGUGUAAUUAUAUGAAAAUGUCGAAGUUUAUUGGGUUGGACAACGGUUUUCUUCUUGACGAUACUGCUGUGUUCAGUGUGUCAUUCCAAGCGAUUAAGGAAUCUAGUGGAUGCCUUAAGAUUACCAGGACUCCUGCGGUUAAAAAUUCUAUUAUGCCUAAUAAACCUGAUUGGUAUCAGGGAGGGUUUGUUUGGAAAAUUAAGAAUUUCACAAGGUUGAAGGAUAUUAUGAAGAAGAGGAAGAUCGUGGGUCUAGCUGUUAACAGCAGGAGGUUUCAGAUUGGAAAUCAGGAUUUUCAUCUGGGGGUUUAUCCUAGAGGGUUAUCUCAACCGCCAAGUCACUUUUCAUUUUAUCUCCAAGUUGAUAACCAGAAUAGUUCCCCUGACUGGAGUUGUUUCGUAUCUUAUCGGUUGUCUGUCAAGAACCAGAGGAGCAUGGAUAAAUCUGUUAGUAAGGACUCACUGGACCGUUUCUCCAAUGCUACAAAAGAAUUGGGCUGGUGUGAAUUUUUGACUCUGAAUAGUCUCUUUGAUCAAGACUCCGGGUUUGUUGUUGGCGAUGCAAUUCACUUUUGUGCAGAGGUUCUUCUUUUAAAGGAGACAUUUUUAAAGGGUAACACAGAGUUGAGGAAUGCUGGUUUUCCAGUUGAUCAUCUAUCAGGGGAAGGCGAGUUAGUCCUAUGGAUGAUGCAUAACUUCAUGUCUUUCAUUGACAUAUUAGAAACCAGGAAAAUAGUUAGUCCAGCUUUUGAAGUAGGUGGAUUUCAGCUUCAGAUUGGGGUCUGCAAGUCAUUAGACAGCAUAUGUGCAUUUCUGGAGUGUAAUCCAUCAGUCACAAGUGACUCUGAUAAGAACUUUUUGGUUAGUUACAAGAUGUCUUUGGCAAAUCAAAAGAACCAUGCCAAAAGUAUGUGGAAGGAGACUACUUUCUGUACAAAGUCAAAUAAUAAUUCUGUUAUCCAGUUCAUGAAAGUUUCAGACAUGGUGGACGCAGAUGCUGGAUAUCUUGCUCAUGAAUCAGUUGCUAUCUUGUGUCAGAUUCUCGAUCAUUGCCCGUCGCUUGAGUUUUCAGAACCAGGGGUUAGUAUGCUUGAUGUUUGCUAUGUCUUUGAAUAUUUCACGCAUUUGAAAUUUAUCAGUAAUUGGUCUUCUGUGCAUGCUAUUUAUGACAAUUCAUUGACAAAACCCAAUGCCAUGCAUCAUUUGUAUUGAGUUAUAAAGUCACACUGUAAACUCUGUCUUGCUUUGCCAUCUACUGAAGCAUCAAAAUUUCAUUUAUUUAGGGUGUUUUGGAUAGCUUAGAAAUGAAAGCAUUUUGG